ACGAUGACGAGGUCGAGCGGAGAGUGGAGCACACUUGUAAGCUCCGGGACGCGACAAAGUGGCGCGGGAGCCCGUGCGAGUUCAGAGCUGGACGAAAGUCGCAAAACGUUAUCGACGACGCGACGCUAAACAUAGUUCUUGUCGUCAUUAUGAUGCCUGAAACUCUUCGAGCAGAGCGCGUCCCGCCGACUUGGAAUCACGACAUGCGACUGGCCGAGGAUGUGCGAUUUUGAACUGGAGACGCGGACACAAUCCUCGUGCAAGUGGCCGAGUUCUCCAACGUUUAGGCUCGGAACGGCAGACGCCUUCAGCUCAGGCGCAAGCAGGAGGAGGAGGAGGAAGAGUAUCAGGAAUCGAUCGAUUGCACAGUGAGCGAGCGAAUCCGAAUGCUGUCCAGUGUCGUGAGUCUUGAAGAGCACCCGGUUGCGGAUGUGUUCUGUUCGUUUUUGUAUGGUAGCCUUUGAAUAUUCGCUCGGUGACUUUGAAUUGGAACGAAGGGUCUGGUGGCCAAGACGUUUUGAGUAUUCGCAAAGGUGAUAGGAGCACGACAACGGAACCGUUUCAGCUGGUGAUGUAGAGAGCCCUAGUCUUAACGAAAGCUGCUUCUUCGACGAAGAUCUCAUGUUUAAUCUGUACAUAUUCAGUUGUACUCGUUGUAGUUGUACUCGUUGCUUUUAAAUUCCAGGUGGAGGUUUAAGUUCUGUAACAGCGAAGUGGUUCUUUCUGUACAACACUUCACGCUGUCAAGGGCAAACAGAUGUCGUUGACUAUGAGGUAUCAACUCUACAAUUCGGUGAAAACACUUACUACUGGACUCCUGGACUCUCCUACUACCAGGCAUAUUCCAAAAUUCACCGUGACAAUAAGGAGACAGAAGGUAGAGAAUGCAAGUUCAUUCUGUCCACGUGCCAGUCCUGAGCUCUACAAGAGCUUUCAGGGCAGAUAUAUAUUAUGGAAUCAAGUCCAUGUUCAGUCAGGAUCAUGGACAAGAACUCUUCCCUCGGGCAUUAGGGCUAGUAGCAAUUCCAAUGAUAUGAAUCAACAAAAUGUACGCAAAGGUGGCAGUUUACUGGGCGGUGUGCUGAAGCUUUUGUUCAAGGUGGCAGCUGGACUUGCUUUGGCUGCUAUUAUAACUGUUGCGUCUCUGCCUUCUCUUCUUUCUUGGCCAACAGCAAGAAGAGUUGCUUUAGAUCUGGCAAACAAUACUAUACCAGGCACAGUUUCUGUCAAAUCAGCCUCACUUGGAUGGACAAAGCCAUGUCGCGUCGAAGGGAUAUCACUUCGAGGGUCAGAAGGUGAAGAAGUUCUGGCCAUACCGAAAAUAGAGAGUGGAGCUCCUCUCUGGUCUAUCGCCCUUGGAAAAUCUGGUCUAGGGGACGUAAUUGUCACUUCUCCUGUCGUUGAUCUUCAAUCAAAUGCCUCGAAUGGUCUUCCACGGUUGGCACUAGCAUUGACUCCCACUGAAAAGCUUCUGGAGAAUAGCCCUGGUGCAAAGAGGCCGCCGAGGCAAGUGAAGAUUCCUUCUGCAGAUGCCGGUCUAACUGUUACGGUCAAAGCUGACAAAGGAGGUCUAGAAGUCACAGACGGAAAGCUCAUUCUUCCUGGUGAUCUGGCGGCUGCUUUGGGGAAAAGAUUAUUUGUGAAUGUUGACUUGGGUUCAUCGGCCACCAAAGAAAGUGACGAGUUGAAACUUGCAUCGAAUCAAAGCAAUGGAGUGCCUUUGCGAGCCACAUUAUGGUCAGACUGUGCUCAAAUGGAUGCUGUUGGCUUCCUCCAGCCAAAAGCAAGCAAACUGAAACUCAUUAAACCACUCAAAGCCGAAAUGGAUCUUACUCCAGCAUUUGCCAAGUUCUACUUGGCCCAGUUAAACCCUCUACUUGGUGAGAUUCUCGGUCCUGCAGUACAGGACGACGAUAUGCCUGAUAUCAUUGUGCAAGUUACACCGACUAACAUGGAGCUGCCUUCUGACCACUAUAAGAUCAGCAUUGCUCCAAUUAAAGUGACCUUGGCCCGAGGUCAGGUGAUAGACGGAGUUUUGUCUUUACUUUCGAAGCAAGAAUUAGCGAAGGGCAAAAGAAAUCUUACUAUGCAGACAUCAGUUAUCGACGCUAAGCUGGAUAUGCCAGGGAGCUUCGACUGCUCGCGUCUGGAUGUUCUCAUUGCAGAUAAAGUACACGUCGCAACAUGGGGACAAGUGAACUCCAUUGAUGAAACCGUUCGUAUGACGCUGGCAAUACCUGGUCCUUCUUUAAGAGAUGUAAUGGGUUUGACAAAAGUCCCCUCGAACUACUACUUAAAGAUUCCUGUAUCCGGCACAUUCGACAAGCCGAAGGUUGAUUGGAAGACCGCUGGGGUGGGCCUUGCACAACUUACGGCACGACAGCGAGGUGGACAGCUGAUGCAGACCUUCUUGAACUAUGUUGACACCAAUGAAAAAUCAGAUGUCCCUGAACCAGGCAGCAAACUACCAUGGGAACAGAGUAGCGCCGAGCAUGCACAGUAGGAAUCUAUGGCAUUUUCCUACAGCGACUGAAGCCCCGGUAAACGGCGGCAUCAUCCACAUCAUUGCUUCGGAUCCCAUAUUUCAUGUCCUGAUAAUCAACUGUGAAUUUGGGCUGGUAUACCCAACUCAAAACAUAGUCGCCUUGUAUUGAUUAAUUGAUUGUAUAUUCAAUUUUAAUGAAAGCUCCCG
This is a messenger RNA of Marchantia polymorpha subsp. ruderalis, 2692 nucleotides long. NCBI's taxonomy places the organism in Eukaryota, Viridiplantae, Streptophyta, Marchantiopsida, Marchantiales, Marchantiaceae. The record is from the annotation of a GenBank genome assembly.